AUGACUGACGCUUUUCUGUUCUUUGCAGUAUACGUGAAGGGGAAGCACUUGUCCUACCAGCGUGGCAAGCGCAACACCAACCCCAACAUCUCCCUCCUUAAGAUUGAAGGCGUCGAGGACACCAACGCCGCAAAGUUCUACCUUGGCAAGCGCGUCGCAUUCGUCUACCGAGCCUCGAAAGAGCGACAAGGCAGCAAGAUCCGAGUGAUUUGGGGCAAGGUCACUCGACCCCACGGCAACAGCGGUAUCGUCCGGGCCCGAUUCAACCACAACCUGCCACCCAAGAGCUUCGGCGCCAGCGUCAGAGUCAUGCUCUACCCCAGCUCGAUAUGA
Exophiala dermatitidis NIH/UT8656 is the source of this 333-nucleotide messenger RNA. RefSeq names its product 50S ribosomal protein L35Ae. Gene Ontology annotation, molecular function: structural constituent of ribosome. The transcript is spliced from 2 exons. Gene Ontology annotation, cellular component: ribosome; cytosolic large ribosomal subunit. Lineage: Eukaryota; Fungi; Ascomycota; Eurotiomycetes; Chaetothyriales; Herpotrichiellaceae. The record is from RefSeq and is a predicted model, not a curated record. The coding region runs from base 1 to 333 and encodes 110 amino acids. Gene Ontology annotation, biological process: cytoplasmic translation; ribosomal large subunit biogenesis.